GGUGUUUGUGUUCGGUGAAACGGCGCGAGCAGGGCGGAUCUGGUGUUAUUGUGCUUCCCCCGGAUGCGAUCUAUGAAAGCAGGGCUGGGUUUGAGGCGUGUUUUUCUUUGGCUAUGGUCGAAAUGUUCCUGCACUGAUGAGCUCUCGGUUUGUUGCAGUGAAGAACAUCGCGGGUGUUUAUUUUGUUUCACCUUCUGAUGGAGGCUGACGUCAAGCAAACUGUGUCCGCGCGCCGCGCAGGGACUAAAACCGAUCCCCUUCUCGCUCCGUCUGUCUCUUUUGGUGUUGUCUGGCAAUGAACUUUUACUUUUAAAGAUGAGUUUCUGAAUGCACGGUUGUUCACAAAGGCUUCGGAACGUUCCAGACGCUCUAUGGGCUUCGAUUUUUGUCGCUCCGAAGUUCACGAGCGUGCAGUUGAGUCGGAAGCUCUGUCGCGUGCGGUCUGUCUGUCGGUCGGUCUGUCUGUCUCAUCAAGCUUGCACGGGUCAGGUGCAAUCGCACUGACUGAUCUAAUGAUGUUCGGAUUAGAACACACCAUUGAUUUCAGGGCAGCUCAGAGUUCUGAAGAUUCUCUUGGAAAGCAUGUGAUGAGCCAAGCUCAGAAAAAGGUCUCCCUCAGCCAGAGCUGUGGCAAGGGCUGUAACCAUGUAGAUGGUUGUCCCCAUGGUAAAACCAUGGGUAGAGCUUGGACUGAGCAUUGCUUGAAGGAGGCCAAGGCACUAAAGCAAACAACCAGUAGAGACAAGCGAAAGAGACGACAGCACAUGGAAGGAUGGCUUCAUGAUGGAUGUAAGACAGGAGCCAAGUUAAAAAAGGCCAGGACUCUGAAGGUUGUAUCCAAAAAAGGCAAGGCGAAAGUAUCCAAGAAACUGAGGGAAGAACGGAAUAGGAAACUUUACCCACUACGACGAAGAAAUAAAUCAAAAGAUGAGGCCUUGAGUUGCCAUGUUCUGCUUACUCGCCUGGAGGAGGACGCCUUUGAGCAGGACAGUGAAUUUCCCGAAGAAGAGCCAAAUGCAGUUUCAAAAAGAAGUCGGCAGAAAAGGAGAAGCAAACCCAACCGAAGGCUAGUAAACGCCAAUAAAUUGUUACGUCUACCACCUAAAGCUAAAUAUGAAGCGAGUACGAAUACAGUUCUAGCUCAGGAGCCCCGUAAACGCCGGCUUGCCUCUCUUAACGCUGAAGCGGUUAACAGCCUGCUGCUGGAGAAAACAGAUGUACCACUAAGCAGCAAGCUCUCGAAAAAACAGCACCAUGAAAGAGCACCUGUUUUUAAUGAAACAGAUGAUGCAAAGAUUUGCUCCGUGUCAAAAACUGCUGCUCAAUCCCACAAGACUGAAACGUGCCAAAACUACAAGAAGGCCAAGAAGAGCAAGUCGGAGGAAAAAGACGACAACGAGCCGAGUCUGUACACUCCUACUCCGAGACGCCUCGCUGGACUCAAUGCUGCUGCUCUGCUGAAGCUCACAAGCUCCACUACAGGCAGUAAGCAGCGAGUAAAGACGGACAGUAAAGGGAUUUGUGCUGCAGGGAAGCAGACUGCGUGCUGUAAAUCCCGGGUACAGCAGCCUAAAAAGCAAGGACUCAAACAGGCUUUAUCUCAGGGUGGUAGUGCGACAUGUAAGAGCAAGGGAAGCGAGUGUAAACUGAAGUGGGACGGACCUGCUGAGUGUCACUGCUUAGCCAAACCAGGGUAUCAUUCUCAUGGCAUGAUGGGGUAUCCCAUUAAAGUGGUAAAAGAAGAGCAGGUGGAAGCCGAGCUUGGUCCUUGCUACUGCUGUUCUACAGAAGGCUCCGUGGAAUACUGUCACGGGUUGGCACUGUAUCUGAGCCAGAAGGCUUGCAGUGAGGCAGACGAGCACCCUGUGGCCUCAGUGAAGCAUGAAUGCCUGGUUGCCCCGUCUUCACUGGCCCACCCAACCCUCACCCUCAGUGCCCACCCAUGCCUGUGUGCAGACCCCUGCUACUCUAGUUACUAUGUUCACUUUGCGAACCACGGGCCUCGUUCGGUUUGUCUAAGUACACAGCCACUACCUUGUGCACACAGCUCCAUGUGUCCCAGCAGGGUCCAGGCGUCAAAGCUGCUGUCCUCCUCUGUCUCCCACGCCUCAGGAAUCUCGCACCCCGCCUUCUGCAGUUCAGUGCGCGCUCCGUGCUGCAGCGAGGGCUGCAGAGUUGGCAGUUACACUUUCAGCGCUAUGCAGCCGGUUACCAGCAGGGCGUGUUCUUACGCCACAGGCUGCUCUAACUGUCGCCAUCAAAUCAAAUCAGAAGGCUACUCUUCACCUCAAAGGGAUCAAAGUUCAUCUCUGCUCGUUCCACCAGCCGUGCCCCUUUCUGGCUGCCCGUUGCCUAGGUUAAGCCCAUCUUCCACGGUUCUGCCACGUCUUCUGUCCACUCUUGCAGACAACAGACGGACAGAGGUCAGGCUCCGAGGUCCAAGAGAAUGCCCUCAAAACACCAAACCACCCAAUGGCUCUAUUGGUGCAAAACCUAAAAAACUGUCCCAGAAACAGCCAGUGCCCAGCCCAGCAAGUGCCAAACAACAGAAAAAAGUACAUCGUCACCGCACCACAAAUGGCUGGCGUCCUUUUGGAGAACCCACAGAGAAAGAAGUCUUUAUUGCGGGGGAGGACGUGACAGCACUGCGACAGUGUUACGAAGGAGUAGAGCGAGAUGGAGAGGUGAUUCGCAUCAGAGACACAGUGCUGUUGCGCUCUGGACCGCGAAAGAAAUCUUUACCCUAUGUGGCUAAGAUAUCAGCUUUGUGGGAUGACCCUAAGACAGGAGAGCUGAUGAUGAGCUUGUUCUGGUACUAUAGACCAGAACACACACAGGGAGGCAGAGAUCCCAGCAUGCACUGUGAGAAUGAAAUCUUCGCCUCUCGGCAUCAAGACGAAAACAGCGUGGCCUGUAUUGAGGACAGAUGCUAUGUUUUACCUUUAGCACAGUACUGUAGAUUUUGUGCCUUGGUAAAGCGCCGCUCAGGGGGUGUGUCUGACAGCGUCCCCAUGGUGCCCCAGCCCUCUGACAGUGCUGUCCCCACUCACCGACUUGUGCCCGAUGACGUCGAUCCCGAACUGGUUUACUUAUGCCGCCAUGUCUACGACUUCCGCUAUGGCCGCAUACUAAAGAACCUGCAGUAAGGGUGCAAGCCUGCGUGCAGCGCACACACACCUGCACUUCACUAAUGAUGGAAAGCCUUCGUACUAAAAAGAUCCCUGUGCAACCUACUGGCCUUUUUGUUCUGAAACUCCUGAUUUAUUGUUGAAAUCACAAAUGAUCUGUUUUUCUUAUUAUUCGCUCAGGAGGGUGGACCUCAGGGAGGUCUGGGGCUGUUGGACAAGAUUAUUUAUAAACUGUCUCCACAUUCCCAGAGUGGCGGCGUCUAAAGCGAGUGCUAUAGAAGAACGGAAAUGACAGCUUUAUUGAGUUUUCGAUGAGAUAUAUAUAUUUUUUAAAAAUUCUCGUUUAGUUUUUUUUUUUUUUUUAAUGCUUCAGAAAAUUACUUUAUAAAUUUAGGUUUUAUUUACCCUUCCGUUUAAAAUCGGAAGGGGUUUUAUAUCUCUCUUUGGUGAUUUGUCUUGUACACUGGACUAUGACACUGGCUGGUGAAAUUAGAUGAAGCUGCCAUUUCACAUCAAGUGUAAUCAAAUACAAUUUCUUUAAAGUGUCGCUCAAGUUCUAGGCUCAAACAGAGUCUUUAAGAUAACCUAGUGCUCCUGUUUAGGAGAGUUUAGCUGGAAAAGAAAAAAAAAACCCGACAUAGUCGACACAUGCUCUUGUUUGAGGCGAAUGCUUUCUGAUCCUGUUUUUUUUCUUGAUGUGGGACUAAGUGUAGGAAAUUGUACCAUUUCAUUGAAUAGGCAAGUGACUGUCCAGUCCACCAAUGAAAUGUCUGUAAAAUUAGAUGCUCGUCUUUUUCGUUCGUCUUAUGUUUUGCUUUAUUGCGUGCAGUUCACUCUGUAAUGUCUGUCUUUUUCGUUCUUCUCACAUCUUGCUUUAUGACAUGCAGGUCACUCGGUUGGCAGCUAGUUUUGACCGAAACCUCUAAGAACUUAGCUCCUAUACUAAAGCCAAAGGUCAGUACAGUGCUAAUCUCUGUUCUCAUUAACGAAGCCCCCAGGAUCUCUGGAGAAACUUAACACUGAAAAUGAAUCGAUUUGACACGUUUAUGUGAUAAAAUCUUGCAUGUGUCCAUUUUCUCUUGCUUCUAGUUACCCUAGUUAAAGUGCACGAAUCCAUUCCUUGAUUUUCUUUUUCUUUCUUCCUCUGCUAGAAUUGUAAUUUACGUUUAGGUCUUCCUUUCUGAUUCUAUCGACACUGUUCAUGGCAGUGAUUUGGUCAGCAAGGAAGUGCACAGGAAGGAUGUCUUUACAAACCUUUUUUUUAAAUUUAUAGCGGAAUAAAAGAACGAACAAAUGGCGAAUUCUAACAACAGGAAAGUCGUACUAUAGAGGCUUUGCACCAUCACGUGAUCCCC
Messenger RNA from Neoarius graeffei (lesser salmon catfish), 4483 nucleotides. RefSeq names its product bromo adjacent homology domain-containing 1 protein. The coding region runs from base 372 to 3146 and encodes 924 amino acids. Lineage: Eukaryota; Metazoa; Chordata; Actinopteri; Siluriformes; Ariidae. The transcript is spliced from 7 exons. The record is from RefSeq and is a predicted model, not a curated record. Gene Ontology annotation, molecular function: chromatin binding.